AUGGCUCUUAAUGUUAUUUUUCUUUGCCUAGACCAUGACAAAAUGUUUAAGAUGAGUGAAAAGAUCUUACUCCUGUGUGUUGGGGAGGCUGGAGACACCGUGCAGUUUGCAGAAUACAUUCAGAAAAAUGUUCAGCUCUACAAAAUGAGGAAUGGUUACGAAUUGUCUCCUACUGCAGCCGCCAACUUCACGCGACGAAACCUAGCUGACUAUCUCCGGAGUCGGACCCCUUACCACGUCAACCUUCUCCUGGCUGGCUACGAUGACCACGAAGGUCCUGCCCUUUAUUACAUGGAUUACCUUGCGGCUCUGGCUAAAGCUCCCUUUGCAGCACAUGGAUACGGUGCAUUCCUUACCCUCAGCAUCCUUGACCGCUAUUACAAGCCAAGUAUCACACGUGAGGAAGCUGUGGAGCUCCUAAAAAAAUGUCUAGAGGAGCUCCAGAAACGCUUCAUCCUAAAUCUGACUUCUUUCAGUGCCCGCUUCAUUGACAAAGAUGGCAUCCAUGAAGUGGACACUAUACCUCUUGCAAAAACGGUGUCCUAACCCCCGAGAUCUUUCUUCAGCAGUCGUCUUUUUUUUGUUCACUUCUGGGUUUUUUUUCUAUUCGUUUGAAGCACACAAAGUCAUGUACUGCACUGGGAGAUCCAAUAAAGAUUGACCUUUAUAUAGCCA
Molecule: messenger RNA, 675 nt
Organism: Eurypyga helias (sunbittern)
Lineage: Eukaryota; Metazoa; Chordata; Aves; Eurypygiformes; Eurypygidae
Gene: PSMB2
Product: proteasome (prosome, macropain) subunit, beta type, 2
Exons: 5
Coding region: 1-546 (181 amino acids)
Biological process (GO): proteasomal protein catabolic process
Cellular component (GO): proteasome core complex; cytosol; nucleus
Molecular function (GO): peptidase activity
Source: RefSeq, a predicted model, not a curated record